Messenger RNA from Tripterygium wilfordii, 366 nucleotides. Its product is annotated as defensin-like protein 287. Bases 15 to 263 code for a protein of 82 amino acids. The record is from RefSeq and is a predicted model, not a curated record. NCBI's taxonomy places the organism in Eukaryota, Viridiplantae, Streptophyta, Magnoliopsida, Celastrales, Celastraceae. The transcript has 2 exons.
UCUUCUUCUUUGCAAUGGAGAGAUCUGCAUUCAAGCCAGCUUUCUUGCUCAUACUCUUGGUCAUCGCUGCAUCAUUGGAUGAUUCGUGGAUGAUGGGAGUUGAAGGAAGAAGGGUGGUAACUAUUUCUUGCAAAAAAGACGCAGACUGCGAGUUCAAGUGUGGUUGCCCAGAAGCAGGAUGCAGAUGUGAUGGAGGCUUAUGUUUAUGCCCGGGAGAGACAGUCCCUCCCUCUGCUGAAACCAUCAUGGGAAAAUUACAAUAAAUUAAUUAAUCAGUCAAAGAUUAAGAUCCAAUAUUACAAAAAGCAAGUGUAUGCAUUGCUAGGUAUGUGGAUUGGGUUAUUAAUAAAGUUUGAGUUUGGAUGA